AUGACUAGCUGUGUCGUUCUUGGGGACCCUGUUAUCCAUGACAUUCUUAUCAACCUAUCAAGAGACGAUACCAUUUCGAUCAAGAACGCCUUAGGUCAAACUUUGAAAGACUUCUCCGUCGGCGAGGAGCGCAAAUACCAGCCUGACGCAAGCGUUGUAAUCCGUCCCAAUGGGGUCAAGACUUUGUUCCGUCCCUUCACAUCACCAACCAACGUUGGCAUCAAGAUUACCGUUGAUCCUACGACUUCACCGUCUUACCGGUCGGCUGUCAAAAAACCAACCAUACAUGGUAUAGUGGCUCUUUGUGAUGAAGAAGGUAACCCAAGGGGUAUUCUUAAUGGAGAUGAGUUGACAGGAUACCGAACGCCUUUAAAUGUUAUGGUAUCCUACUUCUACCGCAAGACAACAUCAAAUGUUGUCAUCUUUGGCGCAGGAAAGCAAGCCCUCUGGCAUUUGCGUCUGGCGCUCAGAUUGAGAGGAGAAGAUAUAAUGAAUGUUACUAUCGUCAAGCGCAAUAACGAGGGUCUCUCCGAGAUGAUCAAACAAAUAUCAUCUGAGAAUGACUCGCUGUGGAAUUCGCCUGCCCAAUUUCAAGGCAUCAAUAUUGAAGAUUCAGACUCUGAGUCCAGACUCAAGACCGUAAUCACAAACGCAGAUGUCAUUUUUUGCACAACCCCCUCCAAGAAAGCCUUAUUCCCUGCCGAGUGGCUUCUACCGAGACUCAGGGAAGGCCGGGGUCUAUACCUGUCUGCAGUAGGAUCUUGGCAACCGGAUAUGCUCGAGAUUGAUCCCAUCAUAUUGAAUGAGGUUGUCUCUACAUCUGGAUAUAACCCCAGUGGUGGACCUGGUGGUGUUUUGUUAGUCGACGACCGCGAGAUUGCACAAAAGAGCACGGGAGAGUUUACCAACAGCAAAGUCAAGGCCGAUCAGAUCAUUGAGAUCGGGGAGGUCCUUCAAUGGAAGGAGACUUGGGAAACAGAUAAGCAGCGACAUUUGAACAAUUGGCUUGAGGAGGGUUUUGUUGUGUAUAAAACUGGCAGAGAAGUAUGGGAAGGGCAUUACGAUUGGCAACUUCUCCUCCAGGCUGUAAAAGCAGUUUCAAUGGACAAUAUUCCAAAAGAGUACAAAGUAUACAAUACCUUCCUCUACCAGAUUCAGCAGGGGAGGUUUGACGUCAAUGUUGGUGGAUUUGAACUCGUCAAUAUGGCACUGUAUUGA
Molecule: messenger RNA, 1218 nt
Organism: Fusarium venenatum
Lineage: Eukaryota; Fungi; Ascomycota; Sordariomycetes; Hypocreales; Nectriaceae
Source: RefSeq, a predicted model, not a curated record